Eublepharis macularius is the source of this 1833-nucleotide messenger RNA. Its product is annotated as broad substrate specificity ATP-binding cassette transporter ABCG2-like. The transcript is spliced from 15 exons. The coding region runs from base 1 to 1833 and encodes 610 amino acids. NCBI's taxonomy places the organism in Eukaryota, Metazoa, Chordata, Lepidosauria, Squamata, Eublepharidae. Gene Ontology annotation, cellular component: plasma membrane. The record is from RefSeq and is a predicted model, not a curated record. Gene Ontology annotation, molecular function: ABC-type transporter activity; ATP binding; ATP hydrolysis activity.
AUGACCUUUCACGACAUCAGCUACAAACUGAAAGUGAAGACGGGCUACUUUGGCUUUCAAAAAACAGUUCAAAAAGAUAUUUUAACAGAUAUCAGUGGUGUCAUGAAACCUGGUCUCAAUGCAAUUUUAGGACCCACAGGCUCUGGCAAAUCAUCGCUAUUAGAUAUUUUAGCUACAAGGAAAGAUCCUCGCGGACUGUCUGGAGAGAUUUUGAUAAAUGGAUACCCUCAGCCUCCCCAUUUUAAACGUAUGUCCGGAUAUGUAGUACAGGAUGAUAUAGUGAUGGGGACCUUGACAGUAAGAGAAAAUUUAGAGUUCUCAGCAGCGCUUCGUCUGCCUUCUUCUAUGAGUUCACAGGAGAAGAAGGAGAUAAUUGACCAGAUCAUUGUGGAAUUGGAUUUGACUAAAGUUGUGGAUGCCAAGGUUGGCACUCAGUUUACUCGUGGAAUAUCUGGCGGGGAGAAGAAAAGGGUCUGUAUUGGACUAGAGCUCAUUACACACCCUCCAAUAUUGUUUUUAGAUGAACCUACCACUGGAUUGGAUUCCAGCACUGCCAAUGCUGUCAUGGAGCUCUUAAAAAGGAUGUCGGUGAGUGGGAAAACAAUUAUUUUUUCAAUCCAUCAGCCCAGAUACUCUAUUUUCAGAUUAUUUGACAGCCUAACGUUACUUGCUGCAGGAAAACUUGUGUAUCACGGCCUGGCUGAUAAAGCUCUGCCAUACUUCAGAUCUCUUGGUUUUGUCUGUGAAGCAUACAACAAUCCUGCUGAUUUUUUCAUGGAUAUCAUUAAUGGAGACUCUACUGCUGUUGCAGCUAACCAGGGAAAUCCUGAAGGAGAAGUUGCAAUCAUGUUAGCCCAGCAAUAUUCCCGAUGUGCUCAAUACAUAAAAAUGAAAGAAGAAUUAGAGGAGGUGUCUUCAGAAAAUAAAAAAAGAAAGAUAUCUUACCAUCUUAUUCCAUACUCCACUUCCUUUUGUCAUCAGCUCAAGUGGGUGUCCAAGCGCACCUUUAAAAAUUUGAUAGGCAAUCCACAAAACUCCACAGCUCAGAUAUGUAUUACAACUGUUCUGGGAAUAGUCAUUGGAAUUAUGUUUGCCAGUGUUAAAAAUGACAUCACUGGCAUUCAGAAUAGAGCUGGAGCUUUAUUCUUCUUGACAACCAAUCAGUGUUUGAAUAGCGUUACGACGGUUGAACUUUUUAUCACAGAGAAAAGGAUAUUUAUGCAUGAAUACAUAAGCGGUUACUACAGAGUGUCUGCAUAUUUCUUCUCAAAGAUAAUAGCUGAUGUGAUACCCAUGAGGACUUUACCUGGGAUCAUCUUCACCUGUUUAAAUUAUUUCAUAAUAGGAUUCAAGCCUACUGCACAAGCCUUCUUUGUCAUGAUGAUUACCCUUAUACUGAUCGCCUAUGCAGCUAGUUCGCUGUCUCUAGCGAUCGCAACGGGACAAAGCAUCUCAUCGGUUGCAAACCUCCUCAUCAACAUUUGUUUUGUUUUUAUGAUUCUUUUCUCUGGCUUGUUGGUAAAUAUUACAACUAUUCCUCCCUGGUUGCUGUGGCUACAGUAUUUUAGUAUCACCAGAUAUGGCCUGAAUGCUUUGCAAAUCAAUGAGUUCACUGGUCUCAACUUUUGUAAAGGAUCCACAACCGGGGUCAAUGUGACCUGUAUCACUCCCAGUCCAUUUACAAUAUGCACUGGUGAAGAUUAUCUGAAAAUACAAGGUAUCGACAUAACUCCUUGGGGCAUCUGGCAGAAUUACCUGGCUCUUGUAUGCAUGACAAUCAUUUUCCUCACAAUUGCAUACAUGAAGUUGAAACUUCAGAAAAAAUAUACUUGA